This is a messenger RNA of Cyprinus carpio (common carp), 7298 nucleotides long. RefSeq names its product cartilage intermediate layer protein 1-like. Lineage: Eukaryota; Metazoa; Chordata; Actinopteri; Cypriniformes; Cyprinidae. The record is from RefSeq and is a predicted model, not a curated record.
UCUGCAGUAAAUGGGUGCCGUCAGAAUGAGAGUCCAAACAGCUGAUAAAAACAUCAUAAUAAUCCACAUGACUUCAGACCAUCAGUUUAAUGCCUUGGGAAGUGAAAAGUUGCAUGUUUGUAAGAAACAAAUCCAUCACUUCAAGCUGUCGCUUAUGGCCAAAAUAUGAACAGCAUAUUUGUUUAGAACUGUUUUUGACUGUUUUUAACUUGUAAACUGUGCUUGAUCUGUGCAUAUUUCUCUCCUGAUUUAGAUGAGAUGACUGUUUCACUGGCGAAAGCAAUAUUAUGGAUAGAAGACUUUAUUACAUGCAGCUUUUCAUUUCACAAUUGAUAGACUGGAGUUGUGUGGAUUACUGUGAUGUUUUUCUCAGCUGCUUGGACUCUCAUUCUGACGGCACCCAUUCACUGCAGAGGAUCCAUUGUUGAGUAAGUGAUGUAAUUCAAAAUUUCUCCAUAUUUGUUCUGAUUAAAUAAGCUAAUCUUUAUUUUGGAUGGCCUGAGGGUGAGUAAAUUUUUAGUUUUGGAUGAAGUCUUCCUUUAAAGAAAAACAAGACACUACACCUUCAAACAAUGUGAAAUAGUUAUUAUAGAUCAGUACCUGUGAUAGACAUUUUUAAUCUUUUGACUGUUUACAAAUCCCUUUUUUUCACAAUAGGUGGGUUACAUUAGAGUCAUUUUACUGUCUGUUGAGGCACUGAAUGUUGGACGAACAUUCCUGCAAUGUCCAACAUAGUUGCAUUGUGAGUAAAAUAAGAAAAAUCCAUUGUGAAAUAAACAGAUUUUUAAAAAUGAAAUUCAUCUGCUGUCAUGACUUUUACAUCUUCAUUUGUGGCUGAAAUGAUAUAACGUGCUGGACAUGAGCAUAAUAAAAUGUCAAAAUGUGAUUUAUUAUCCUGCCCAAACACCCAGAUCUCUGGUAAUCAAGCAUAUCUUGAUUAAAAACACAGACAUGUCAUUUUUCUGAUGCAACAUUCACCUUUCUCCUACAUCUGUGUGCUCUCUUUUGUCUGUUGGAAUGACAUAAGAACACAGAUGUUAGCGCAGUAGCCAAUGGUGAGCAGGAGGGGGCUGGUCUGGACCACUCUCCACUCCAUCCUGUCUUUUAAAACUCUGGGAAGUUCACGAAACUAUCAGACUUGAUUUUGAAGGACAAGGGAAACAAAUUCAUUGGUCAAGCCACUCAAGAACUUGACAAACUUUUUUUUGGUGUGUGUCUUUAAUUUAUUAUUUGUUACCAACAGCUGCCCAUCAGUGGCUGUGGCACUAUGUGGGACUUCACAGUCGUGACGUUGGUGCUGUCUACCGUCUUUGUUGUGUCUCUGGCACAAGGACCCAUCUGGGACAGCUCACAUCUUCGGAGGUUGAACAAAACAGACAGAAACAGAAAGCUGGCUUACAACAGCCUAGUGGAGCCACAGACCACAGGCGUAACUGAGUGGACAUCCUGGUUCAAUAUCGACCAUCCAGGAGGAAACGGCGACUACGAGAGGUUAGAAGCCAUUCGCUUCUACUACCGGGAAAGGGUCUGCUCACGACCUGUAGCCAUCGAGGCCCGUACCACGGACUGGGUUGAAGCUGCGGAUACGGGGGAGGUGGUCCAUUCCAGUCUGGAGAAGGGCUUCUGGUGCAUCAAUAAGGAGCAGCCAUUUGGUCGCAGCUGCUCCAACUACCAUGUGCGAUUCCAGUGUCCACCAGUCCACUCAUACUGGACCGACUGGAGUGAAUGGACGCCUUGCUCUGCCACCGCCUGUAACGAUGUUGGCAUCCAAGUCCGUCAGAGGAAAUGCAUGAGCACGCAACCUCUUCCACUGCUUCUUUCACCCGUCUGCGUGGGACCUCACAUCGAACGGAGAGAGUGUUCAACACCACCAUGUGAAGCUAUGUGGAGCCAAUGGGAUUCAUGGAGUGCUUGCUCAGUUACUUGUGGGAAGGGUCGCAGGACAAGGCGUAGGACAUGUCACAGAUCUUCUACUAAGAUUCAGUGUACAGGACGACCUGUGGAGGUUCAAAAGUGUGGAAAUCCAUGUCCAGUGGCAUGCAAACGUGUCUGUCCUGGGGGACGUCCCAGUAAGGACUGCAGCUACUGUAUGUGUGAGGGACAAACACUAUACGGAGAGGUCUUCAGUAUUACAGGCGUCCCAGUGCCAAAUGCCACAGUGGCUCUGGCUAGCCAAGCCAAGGUCGUCCGUGCCCAUACUGAUGCCAAGGGUCAGUUCAAGAUUGAUGGACUGUGCACCACCCCACAGACCCGAGUGGUCAUAAUGAAGGACAAAUUUGCACCUGUUACUCUCCCUGUUUCCAACAAUAGCACUGAUGAACUCUGGGUACGGGCCAUCUUACGAUCCUCAGAAAAGCCAUAUAUUGAGAAGCACCCAGAAGACAAAGUGCGUUACGAGGGACAACGUGCAACCCUUUGCUGUAGAGCAACAGGAUCACCAAAACCUGACAAAUAUUACUGGUACCAAAAUGGAACCUUACUGAAUCGCACAAUAUACAAGUACGAUGAAGAUUUGAUAUUGCGGGACCUGAAACCAGAGCAUUCAGGGCAAUAUCACUGCAAAGCAACUAGUCUGACAGGCAGCAUCAAGUCUACUUCAGCUGUCCUCACUGUUUUCACUAAAGGAACACCAGCAUGCAACUCAAAACCUGAUUCUCACCUGAUCAAAUUGCCAUUUGACUGCAAGCAGCCUGGAACAGACUCCAAGUUUUACAAUGCAGGUCGCUGUCCACACAACAAAUGCCCUGGGACGCUGGACUUUGACAUGCGCUGCAGGGAUGGAUCUGGCUUCUGCUGUGGGGUCAAACAAAUGGACACUAAAGAAAUCAGCUGUGGCCGUUACACCCUGCCUAUCAAGGUUGUGAGUGAGUGUGGCUGCCAGACUUGUGUGGAGCCCAAAGUUCUUGUACGGGGCAGGGUGGUGUCAGCAGACAAUGAUGAACCCCUGCGCUUUGGACACAUUUACAUAGGGAAGGAACGGAUUGGUACCACAGGAUAUCAGGGUGGGUUCACAAUCCAGGUGUCUCCAGAUACACAGCGUCUUGUGGUAAACUUUGUGGAUCCUUCUCAGAAGUUCAUUGACACAAUCAAGGUUUUUAUCUUUGACAAGAGAGGAGGUGCUGUCUAUCAUGACGUAAAAGUGAUGAGGAAGCAGGAACCUAUUGAUAUCAAUGCUGCAGAAAGCAAUACCAUUUACCUAGGUGAAAUGAAAGAUGAGGACCCCAUCGGUCAACUGGUCAUACCUCCAAACUCUUUCCAUAAAAACACAGGGGAAGUUUACGAAGGGACUGUUAAGGCCAGUGUCACGUUCCUUGACCCACGCAACAUUACCAUGGCUGCUGCCGCUCCUGGUGAUCUCAACUUUGUAGACAAUGAAGGAGACAUGCUACCUCUCAGGACAUAUGGAAUGUUUUCAGUAGAUUUCCGAGAUGGGGAAAACCAAGAGGUUCUAGGAGCCGGUGCAGUCCAGGUUCUCCUUGAUACGGAGCAUGUAAAAAUGCAGGAGCACAUCCCUACAAUGAAACUCUGGUCCCUUAAUCCCGAUACAGGCAUUUGGGAGGAGGAGAGUAACUUUAAACCCACACAAAACACCAUUGCUGGCAGUGGGAGAAACAAACGAGAGGAGCGCACCUUCCUGAUAGGAAAUAUGGAAAUCAGGGAGCGUAGGUUGUUCAAUCUUGAUGUACCUGAGAACCGCCGCUGCUAUGUCAAAGUGAGGGCAUACAUGAACGACAAGUUCCUGCCCAGUGAGCAACUAGAAGGUGUGGUAAUAAACUUGAUAAACCUGGAGCCUAAGCCCGGCUACUCGUCAAAUCCAAGGGCUUGGGGACGCUUUGACAGUGUGAUAACAGGACCAAACGGUGCUUGUCUUCCAGCUUUCUGUGAUGCUCAAAGGCCUGAUGCAUACACUGCUUACGUCACAGCUAUAAUGGGAGGUGAGGAACUGGAAGCAGCCCCCUCAAUGCCAAAAAUGAACCCAAACAUCAUUGGUGUAUCUCAGCCAUACUUAGGGAAGUUAGAUUACCAGCGCUCAGAUCAUGAGGAUCCAGCACUUAAGAAAACAGCUUUCCGAAUCAACCUAGCCAAACCGAACCCUAACAAUUUUGAUGAAACAAGUGGACCGAUCUAUCCCUAUCAGAGUUUAAUUGCAUGUGAAAAUGCACCUGUUGAUGCCAACCACUUUCGUUUUUUCCGUGUCGAAAAAGAUAAAUAUGAGUACAAUGUGGUACCCUUUCAGGAGAGUGACCUCACAUCUUGGACUAGAGACUAUCUUUCCUGGUGGCCAAAUCCACAAGAGUUCAGGGCUUGUUACAUCAAAGUUAAGAUUCAUGGAGCUACAGAAAUCAUAGUAAGGUCAAGAAACCUUGGUGGCACUCAUCCUCAGACCAGAGGUCAGUUGUAUGGCAUAAGAGACAUUCGUAGUACCCGCGACUUACACCAUCCUAAUACCUCUGCUGCUUGUCUUGAGUUCAAGUGCAGUGGGAUGCUCUUUGAUCAAGGUAUUGUAGACCGGUCACUCAUUUCUAUCAUCCCACAAGGUAACUGCCGUCGCAUAGGCAUCAACGGUCUCCUACAAGAGUACCUGAUAAAGCAUCCUCCUGUUCUUCAGAACAAUGAGUCUCAUGCAUUCAAUAUGUUAGCUCCUGUUGACCCACUUGGACACAAUUAUGGAAUAUACACCGUCACAGACCAGAACCCACGUGUUGCCAAAGAGAUUGCCAUUGGCCGCUGCUUUGAUGGAACUUCCGAUGGUUUUUCCAGGGAGAUGAAGUCAGAUUCUGGAGUGGCACUAACAUUCAGCUGCCCUAAAAGAACUGUGAAUCGUGAGAGUUUAUUCCAGCGCUUGCAAACAAAUCCUGGCCUAACACUAACACAGAUGGCACGGGAGAUGAGGGAGUCCCAGGGAUUGCAAGUCAGAAGAGGGUCAACCCAAAUGGUGGCCUACCCUUUUGGUCAACAGGGCAGGAGCCAGAACAGCAGAGCCACAAACACUAACAGAAGGAGACCUGCAAAGAGGACACAACCAAGACAGUAGAUCUUUCUUCAGGAUUUUCGGGUUGAAGAAAAUGAAGAAAACAAAAAAAUCUGCUAUGGAAAUCCCAAACUUGGCCAGCCGGGUGAUAUUAGAUGCUCUGUCCUAAUGGAGCAAAAUCCUAACCUGAUUUAUCCGAAUACAUUUAAACUCUUUCUGCGUGUGUAUGGAAAACUGUCCUCUCAUACUUCCUCAAAGUUUAUUUCAUUAAGACAUUUAUUUUAUGAUUAGGCCAAAUACUCUACAAGUCCCAUACAGACUGAUUUCAUUUAUUUAUUUCAAAUGUCAAAACUUGCUUAUGUGGAGCGUCCUACUUUUCGAUCUGUAAAUAUUGUCUGAUCUCUAAUUGAUCAGUGUCUUCCAUUGAUGACAGGCUAAAUUGGCGAGAUAAGUCUGUAUGGGUUGAAGUCACGUGUGACAGCUGCUAAUCCUUUCAUCAACAACAUAUUCUACUCUAUUGGAUGCAAUGAACAAGACCCAAGGCAGCAAAGAUGCUCAAUCUGUCUCGCAUCCUUUUACUAUUGGUCUGACCAAAGCACAACUGACCCCAACCAAGAAUAACUUCCCUUAACAGAACAGAUCGCCAAGGUAGAAUAAACAAACCUGUGGUGAGACAAAGAAUAAUAUAAUGGCCUUAACUUCAAACACAAAUUAAUGUUUUGUUUUGCUUUUUUAAAUGCCCUCUUCAUCCAUUUGGCCAUAUGGCUGGCCUAAUUAAAAGUUUUCUUUUGAUAUGAAUUCCAACUAAUACAGUACAUCUCAGUGUAUGAUAUCUAGAUCUUAGUGUAAACUGUAUUUUGUUUUGUUUCUGUUUGUCUCCUAAAGUGCAAUAAUGUGUUCCAAUAAUGACUUGAGAGUCCUGACAAAAAAACGUCCUAUGUUAUGAGCCAAUCAACCAUAGGUCUGUUAAAAUGUUGGGCUAUUCCCUCAGUAAUUGCAUAUCUGAAUAUAUUUUUUUUAACCUCAUCCUAAUGAAUUUGGGUUUGCUAAUCCGAUUCAGCCUCCACUAAUUUAGCCAACUGACAAUGCAACAUAAAUGUAGUUGCUGUAUUUUAACUCCACCCUAAAGUAACAAAUAUCCAGUUGUGUGAUUUCAACAAUUAAUGGACCAUAAAAACACCAUAUGGACCUGCAUGAGCUGGACAAGUGUGUUUUUUGAGGUACAUUUUGUAGGUAGCAUUGCUAAUAGGAUUUCAUUAUGGUAAUUCUGAUUUGAUUUGUCUAAUCCCUUACACUUUAACUAUUCUGUAUUGGUUCAAAGCAGAAUGUUAAUUGAGUUGAGGGAUUACAGUGCAUGCUUUAAUAGAUGAUGCAAAAGUUUAUUGUCUGUGUAUCCAAAGAUGUACAGCUGGCCCAAUCCAGGUAGAAUAUAAACAAUAUUAAAACAAUAUUCUAAAAUCAAAUAACAAUAAUUUUGAUUAAUUGGAAAAAUCUGUCUGAAUAAAAGUGAGAUGAACUGAAUAAAGUCUUUGGGAAAUAAUCCAAUAGAGAAAUUUACACUAUAAUAUUGUUGCACAUUUUUCUAAAAUUGCAGUUGAACACAAUUCUCAUAUUUUCUGAGCUGUCUCAUAACAGACCAACAGUAAUCAGACAUUAACAGGACAUUUUUUCCAGUCAUAGAAUCAUGAGGAAAUAAGAUAUAUAACUCUAAAACACACAAAAAAAAAAAAAAAAAAAAAAACAAACAAACAGUAAAACACAUUGCUGAAUGCCAAGUACACACUUAAAAUUAUUUAAAAAACAUUUUUUAAUCUAUCUCAGACAGUCUCACCUGUAAGCGAUGUUAAGUCGUACAUUUGUAACUUGAAUAACUUUGAACUUUUGUAAUUUUGUAAUAUAUCCAGUUGGUCUUUUAGCAUAUCUAUACUGUAUAUUUCUAUUUCAAAGGCAAGAUGGAGUUGGAUAUUGGAUGAAUAUGGCCUCCAGUUAGCUUUCAAAAGUGUUUGUCCUCGCUUCAACUGUCUGGCUGGUCUCAGGGAGACUUUUCCAGGAAUAUCCUCUGGCAAAAUGUGCAUUGAUAACUCUACCACUACAAUACAAAAUGAGAGUUGAAUAGUUGCCUUUGCACCCUCGGAAAUCUCUUUUCAUGCUUGCUUCACAAACAUUUUACAUACAACAAAUCCUGAAAAUCUAUGCAAAUCAUAAUGUAACUUAUACUGCAUGAAAUUUCCCAUCUUGCGAUCUCAAAAGCCAGUUUUAUGUGUAAAUUGUGGAUUACAAUUUCUGCCAAUUUUACAAGAAUGUAAAUAAAGAUCUCUUGUAAACA